AGUGCCGUUGCAAAUAAUUACAACUGAAAUGCCUUAUUUGUAGAGACAUCUACAAAUAAGCGGGGAAGGAAGAAACAUAAAAAGAAGCACAAGUGGAGAGAAAAAUCGAUUCUUGAAUGUGUGGAAAUGGAUCACUUCCUGACCCAACGUGAUUCCAAAGAAAAUUCAGGGAAAUGUCAAAGUAGAAAAAGAUUCAAAGCAAACUCCAACGCUAGUAAUCACUGCAAAUCGGGAAAAAGCUCCAGCAGUAAUAAUCUUACUUCACAUAAAAAGAACCAGGCAAGGGGGAAGCCCUACAACGAUGUGAACUGUGGAAAGAGCAGUAAUUCAAUUUCUCAUAAAAAGAUCCAUAAAUGUGUGGAUUGUGGAAAACGUUUCAGUGUGAAGAGUUCCCUUACGUACCAUAAAAGGGUACAUAGUGGAGAAAAAUCCUUUAAAUGCAUAGAAUGUGGGAAGACCUUUAAAAGUAGUAAGUACCUGAUGUGCCACAAAAGGAUCCAUUCGGGGGAAAAACUUUAUAAAUGUGUGAUUUGUGGACAAAGUUUCACAACAAAGUCUUCCCUUACAGCCCAUGAAAAGAUACAUACAGAAGAAAAACCCUAUAAAUGCAUGGAGUGUGGAAAGAGCUUCAGGGGAAGCAGUGGUCUUAAUUGUCAUCAACGGAUCCACACAGGAGAAAAACCCUAUAAAUGCCUAGACUGUGGGAAGAGCUUCAGGCAAAGCAGUGCCCUUGUUUCCCAUAAACGGGUCCACACAGGAGAAAAACCCUAUAAAUGUAUACAGUGUGGGAAGAGCUUCAGUGUAAAGAGUUCUCUUACUUCUCAUAGACGGAUCCACACAGGAGAAAAACCCUUUAAAUGCAAACAGUGUGGGAAGAGCUUCACAACUAGUAGUUCCCUGAUAUGCCACAAAAGGAUCCAUACGGGGAGAAAACCUUACAAAUGUGUGGAUUGUGGACAAAGGUUCCGUGUGAAGGGUUCCUUUACUUCCCAUAAAAGGGUACAUACUGGAGAAAAACCCUUUAAAUGCAUAGAAUGUGGGAAGAGCUUUACAAGUAGUAAUUACCUGAUGUGCCACAAAAGGAUCCAUUCGGGGGAAAAACCUUAUAAAUGUGUGAUUUGUGGACAACGUUUCACAACGAAGUGUUCCCUUAUAGCCCAUGAAAAGAUACAUACAGAAGAAAGACCCUUUAAAUGCAUGGAGUGUGGAAAGAGCUUCAGGCAAAGCGGUGCUCUUAAUUGUCAUACACUGAUCCACACAGGAGAAAAACCCUAUAAAUGCCUAGACUGUGGGAGGGGCUUCAGGCAAAGCAGUGCCCUUGCUUCCCAUAAACGGGUCCACACAGGAGAAAAACCCUAUGAAUGCAUGGAGUGUGGAAAGAGCUUCAGUGUAAAGAGUUCUCUUACUUCUCAUAGACGGAUCCACACAGGAGAAAAACCCUAUAAGUGCCCAGACUGUGGGAAGGACUUCAGGCAAAGCUGUGACCUUGCUACCCAUAAACGGAUCCACACAGGAGAAAAACCCUAUAAAUGCAUGGAGUGUGGAAACAGCUAUAAUACCUGUAGUGGAUUAAAUCACCAUAAACUUGUCCACACGGGAGAGAAACCCUAUACAUGCAUGGAGUGUGGAAAGCGCUUCACUUGCAAGACUUCUCUUACUUCUCAUGAGAGGAUCCACACAGGAGAGAAACCCUAUAAAUGUAUAGAGUGUGGGAAGAGCUUCAGCCGAAGCAGUCAACUUAGUUACCAUAACAGGAUCCAUACAGGAGAAAAACCUUAUAAGUGCACAGAGUGUGGAAAGACCUUCGUUGCUAGUAGGUCUCUGACUAUUCAUAAAAGGACCCACACCGGAGAGAAACCCUAUAAAUGCCUGGAAUGUGGGAACAGCUUCAGAUUUAACAGUAGCCUUUCUGUCCAUAAGAGGAUCCACAAAAGAGGGAAAUAGAAAUGUACGGAAUGCGGAAGGAGUUUUUGUGAAAGAGAAUCCUUCUCAAGAAACAACCCAUAAUGGACAGGAAAAUAUCCUGUGGACAGCAAUCAAUUUAUUUCCCUUACGGAUUAACAGAAAAAUGAAGGGACAAAGGGCUGGACUGAUGGGGUAGUAUAUUUUAAUUUUUUUUAAAAAAAAAACUUUCUUGAUUUUUUAUGUAUAUUUGUUGUUUUUAACAGUCGCUUGGUCGACUGUUGUGAGCCGCCCUGAGUCCUUAGAGAUAGGGCGGCAUACAAAUUUUAUAAAAUAAAUAAAUAAAUAAAGAAGAUAGAUUAUCAGAUAGUCAAGAAAGUUAAAUAUUUGGGAGUAUACUUAACAAGAAGAUGUACAACAAGUAAAGAAGGUAACUAUAAAAGAUUAAUAAAACAAAUGUGGCAUUUGCCACCAGGAAGAAUAGCCAAGAUGUUUAAAAACCUGUCAGCCAAAUGUUGGAAAUGUAAUCAGGAAAUGUAAACCGGGCUCUUAUUACCAUAAGUGGUGAACAUGCCGAAAGGCAAAAAAAAAAUUGGACGAAAAUACACACAUAAUACACACAUAAUUAGAGUUUUGUUUUUUUAAAUUUGAUUUAUAUACCGCCCUUCUCUGGAGACUCAGGGCAGCUUACUAUGCGUUAAGCAAUAGCCUUCAUACUUUUGUAUAUUUAUACAAAGUCAACUUAUUGCCCCCACAAACUGGGUCCUCAAUUUACCUACCUUAGAAAGGAUGGAAGGCUGAGUCAAAUACAGUCAGGUCCAUAAAUAUUGGGACAUCGACACAAUUCUAACAUCUUUGGCUCUAUACACCACCACAAUGGAGCUGGAAUGCAACAAACACAAUGUGCGUUAACUGCAGACUGUCAGCUUUAAUUUGAGGGUUUGUACAUCCAACUCAGGUGAACGGUGUAGGACUUACAGCAGUUUGUAUAUGUGCCUCCCUCUUGUUAAGGGACCAAAAGUAAUGGGACAAUUGGCUUCUCAGCUGUUACAUGGCCAGGUGUGUGAUAUUCCCUCAUUACCCCAAUUACAAUGUGCAGAUAAAAGGCCCAGAGUUCAUUUCAAGUGUGCUAUUUGCAUUUGGAAUCUGUUGCUGUCAACUCUCAAGAUGAGAUCCAAAGAGCUGUCACUAUCAGUGAAGCAAGCCAUCAUUAGGCUGAAGAAACAAAACAAACCCAUCAGAGAGAUAGCAAGAACAUUAGGUGUGGCCAAAACAACUGUUUGAAACAUUCUCAAAAAGAAGGAAUGCACCUGUGAGCUCAGCAACAGCAAAAGACCUGGGAGACCAUGGAAAACAAGUGUGGUGGAUGACCGAAGAAUUCUUUCCCUGGUGAAGAAAACACCCUUCACAACAGUUGGCCAGAUCAAGAACACUCUCCAGGAUGUAGGUGUACGUGUGUCAAAGUCAACAGUCAAGAGAAGACUUCACCAGAGUGAAUACAGAGGGUUCACCACAAGAUGUAAACCAUUGGUGAGCCUCAAAAACAGGAAGGCCAGAUUAGAGUUUGCCAAACAACAUCUAACAAAGCCUUCACAGUUCUGGAACAAGAUCCUAUGGACAGAUGAGACCAAGAUCAACUUGUACCAGAGUGAUGGGAAGAGAAGAGUAUGGAGAAGGAAAGGAACUGCUCAUGAUUCUAAGCAUACCAUCUCAUCAGUGAAGCAUGGUGGUGGUAGUGUCACGGCAUGGGCAUGUAUGGCUGCCAAUGGAACUGGUUCUCUUGUAUUUAUUGAUGAUGUGACUGCUGACAAAAGCAGCAGGAUGAAUUCUGAAGUGUUUCGGGCAAUAUUAUCUGCUCACAUUCAGCCAAAUGCUGCAGAACUCAUUGGACGGCACUUCACAGUGCAGAUGGACAAUGACCCAAAGCAUACUGCAAAAGCAACCAAAGAGUUUUUGAAGGGACAGAAGUGGAAUGUUAUGCAAUGGCCAAGUCAAUCACCUGACCUGAAUCCCAUUGAGCAUGCAUUUCACUUGCUGAAGACAAAACUGAAGGGAAAAUGCCCCAAGAACAAGCAGGAACUGAAGACAGUUGCAAUAGAGGCCUGGCAGAGCAUCACCAGGGAUGAAACCCAGCGUCUGGUGAUGUCUAUGUGUUCCAGACUUCAGGCUGUGAUUGACUGCAAAGGAUUUGCAACCAAGUAUUAAGAAGGGAAAGUUUGAUUUAUGAUUAUUAUUCUGUCCCAUUACUUUUGGUCCCUUAACAAGUGGGAGGCACAUAUGCAAACUGCUGUAAGUCGUACACCGUUCACCUGAGUUGGAUGUACAUACCCUCAAAUUAAAGCUGACAGUCUGCAGUUAAUGCACAUUGUGUUUGUUUCAUUCCAACUCCAUUGUGGUGGUGUAUAGAGCCAAAGAUGUUAGAAUUGUGUCGAUGUCCCAAUAUUUAUGGACCUGACUGUACAUAGUUAAAGCAACAUAUCGUUAACACCUAGUUAAAGCAAGAUAUACAUUUAAAGUCAGAAAUAUUUUUGUUAGGUAUAAUAUCAGAAAAAUAUGACAAAGGGAACAAAUAUUUAAUACUACAUAUAUUGACAGCAGCGAGAAUUGAAUUUGCACAACACUGGAAGAAUGAGGAAACUCCUACAGACCAAAAUAUAAUUAGAAAAAUACUAGAUUGUACAGAAAUGGAUAGGUUAACAUUAAAGAUAAAGGACAAAGAAGACACAAUGUUUUUUAACAUGGGAUUUGUGUUAUCAAUGGUUAGACAAUAGAGGUAGAAAUUAGAAAUUAGCCAAAGGGAGCUGCGCCAAGCCGGCCACACACCUGGCCAUGACCAGUUGGUCGAGGCCUCCCACCUUCUACCAGCCACACCCUCCCUCCAUCCCAGCCACUGAAAAUCUCUCCCAAAUACAGGCAGAAGCAUAGAAUCAAAAUCUGCUGAAGUAUUAGUACCGCUUUAGUAAGUCCACACCUGGAAUACUACAACUAAUUUUGGUCACAGGUGUUGAGACUUUGGAAAAAGUUUGGAGAAGAACAACUAAGGUGACCAAAGGCCUGGGGACUAAAACAUAUGAAGAACGGUUGCAGGAUUUGGGUAUGACUAGUCAGCCUAGAUAUCAACCUAGAAAUAGGGAGAAAUUUUCUAACAGUGGGAACAAUUAACCAGUGCAACAGCUUGUCUUCAGAAAUUGUGGAUGCUUCAUCACUGGAGGUUUUUAAGAAGACACUGAACAAUGAUUUGUUUGAAACGGUAUAGGGCAGUGUUGGAGAACCUUUUCGGCAACCAAUGCCGAAACCAGAAUGCUUUUCCACAUGUGCAUGCCAGAAACCAGAAGAGCAGGUGGUCUUCACGCAUGUAGGAGUGCCCGAAACUGGAAGAGCAGCUACCUGAUGUGUGUGCUAAGAGAGAGCACUUUGUGUACUCUACUACGCGUGCCAUAGGUUCGCCGUCAGUAUUGGGUGUCCUCCUUGAGCAGGGGGCUGGUCUAGAAGACCUCCAAGGUCCCUUCCACCUCCGUUCCGUUCUAUUCUCCCAACUGAAAGGGACUUUAAAAAUGGUUUUAUUGAUCCAACACUUUACCAUAUAACCAAUAUUUUUUAAAAAAAAUACUUAAAUUUCUUGAUUUAAAAUCAUUGUUCAGUUUAUCAGAUUAAAGUAAUACCGUAUUUUCUAUUUC
Molecule: messenger RNA, 5579 nt
Organism: Pantherophis guttatus
Lineage: Eukaryota; Metazoa; Chordata; Lepidosauria; Squamata; Colubridae
Source: RefSeq, a predicted model, not a curated record